AUAUUAAAAAUAUUUUUCUCUACAAUAAUUAUUAUAUUUUCUAUUAUAAUAUUAUUUUUAAAUCACCCUUUAUCUAUAGGAUUAAUAAUUUUAAUUCAAACUCUUAUUAUUUGUUUAUUAUCUGGAAUAUUAAUUAACUCUUAUUGAUUCUCUUAUAUUUUAUUUUUAGUUUUUUUAGGUGGUUUAUUAGUUUUAUUUAUUUAUGUUUCAAGUGUAGCUUCUAAUGAAUUAUUUAAUAUAAAUUUUUUUUUAAAAAAUAUUAUAUUUUUAUUAAUAUUAAUAUCUUUAUUUUUAAGACUUUAUAAUAUAUACAAUUUAAAUUGAUUAAAUUUUUCAUUUAAUAAUGAAAUAAAAAAUUUAACAAAUUUUUUUAUUUUUUUUAAUAAUGAAAAUAAAAUUAAUUUAUCCAAAUUAUAUAAUAAACAAACUCAUUUAAUAAUAAUAAUAUUAAUUAUUUAUCUUUUUAUUACUUUAGUAGCUAUUGUAAAAAUUACUAAUAUUUUUUUUGGUCCUCUUCGAUCAACUAAUUAUUAA
Molecule: messenger RNA, 534 nt
Organism: Papilio polytes (common Mormon)
Lineage: Eukaryota; Metazoa; Arthropoda; Insecta; Lepidoptera; Papilionidae
Source: the annotation of a RefSeq genome assembly